Molecule: messenger RNA, 2140 nt
Organism: Schistosoma margrebowiei
Lineage: Eukaryota; Metazoa; Platyhelminthes; Trematoda; Strigeidida; Schistosomatidae
Source: the annotation of a GenBank genome assembly
GGAUUGUUAAUGACAAUGAUGAUGCAUAAUUCAUACAAGUCAUCGUCUCAGCUCAAAACAUCUCUUGACAACUAUCCAGAAUUGCAAACAUAUCAAGCAACGUCGGAAGAAAAAUACAAGACUAUCAUCAACUCAAUAUUCUAUUUGUUGAUUACAAUUCUGAUUGGAGUACCUUUAUGGUGGAAAACUACUACACCAUAUCACGCUUCAUUGCCUUAUAAUGAGAUUCAAAUAUUGAGCUCACGUAAAAUUGAGAUAACUGUACCAAUCAAUGUGCUCAAUUUUCAUGCUGAACUUGAUGAUCAAAGUCUACACCAAAUCAGUGAAAUAUUCACCCGUUUUAAUUUGGAGCAGCAAGCAUUUACGGUGACAAAUAGCUCUGAUGAAAUUUUAAUGAAUUAUCAUGUAAAUACCAGACAAAUGAUGAAUCAGUUAGAAAUCCGAACAUAUACAAAGUCGCUUUCAAAUGAUAUUCUUAGCUUUUGGUUAACAUUUGAAAAAAAUUUAAGCUUAUUGAAUGCUUUCAAUAUAAAAGGCACUCCGGAGAGCUUUGAAAACGAUCAUCUUAUUGAACAAAGAAGAAACAGCAGUUCAUCUGUUUAUCAUUUUCUAUUAUUACCAAUGGUCAAUAUUGAUAAUUUAUGGUUAGAGGGGAUGAAUUUUAACAAAUCUACUACAUCAAUGAAACCAUUUUCAAUUAUUAGAAAUUUAUUACAUUUGAAUUUAAUCUACAUUUUUAUUCCAUCAACAAUUAUGUCAAGUGAAAAUAGUCAACCUUCAGAGGUAUUAGCAUUACAUAUGAAAUAUUUAUUAGAUAAUGUUUUGAUACAAACCAAUCAUCUUAUGAAACUUGUACGAAAAUACGAUAAUCCUGCAAAUUUGUCUCCUGGUCAGUACAAUCAAAUCCCAAGAAUUAUAGAUAAACCAUUGUCUGUAUCUAGUAUGUACGAUGUAACUGUUACAGUGCUUACACUCGAUGAUUCUGUUUCACAAUUAGUAGAAGAAUCUAAUGAAAUAUCGGUUUGGACUAAUGAAAUGUUGAUAAAUCCUAUACCAUGGUUAAAAGCACACGUAGGAUCCGCUUUUAAAAAUUGGUCGCCUUUUGUUCAAGUCGAUUUCUAUUCACAGAGACUUUAUGGAGUUAGUGCUGAACUGUUGAAAAAAAGUCAAUUGUCAAAAACCGGAAACUAUACAUUUUAUUCUCAAAGUGAUAUAUCCAAUCUGAUUAAUUAUUUAGAAUCAUUUUUGGGACCUCCUCAAACAGCGUAUGCAGAUAAUCUCGAUGUGGCUCGUUCUAAUCCAGGUCUACAUCUUAUUUUGUUACUAAAUACUUUUAAAAGAAAUAAUUCACACGGAGUUGACUGUCCCUUACCUUUACGAUUUCAUAUAUCAUCAUAUUCAUCUGUAGUAAUAACCGACUAUGCACUUGUACCUCAAUGGGGUGGUCUACUUUCUAUUGAUGCUUCUGAUUGUAUGGCAAGGACUGGAUCAACCAAGAUGAUUGCACAAAAAAUUAUUUAUGUGAUACGUUCAAUAUUAGGUUUUCCACAAAUCAAAGAAAUGUAUUUUGAUCGGGAUGUGGAUAAUAGUCACACCUAUCAUAUUCAAUCUAACAUGGACUUAAAUGGUCAAACAACGAAUUGGGAGCUUAACUUGUGGUUUCUUCGACGAACUAUUGAAUGUCUUACUGAGACAAAACGAACUAUUGAAUCAUUAAUAAACAUACUACAACGCCUACCAAACAUGAUUAUACGAGAUGAUGUUGCUCAUGAAGUAUAUCAUUCAUGUUCAAAUUGGUCAUUAGCUCUUGAUAAUCUCAAAAAACCUGAUGAAAUAAACAAUUCAGAGUCGUCACACAACGAGAUUAUGUGCUUCUUUGGUCUUACAUUCCAAUAUGCACAUAAUGCUUUAAUUUCUUCAAAUGGCGCGUUUUUCGAUCACAGUCUGCUUGGUCUUUUAUAUUUCGAGGAUGACCAAAAAUAUGGUAUUUAUACGCCGCUUUUCGUACCAAUUGGUUUCGCCUUAUUCCUGUCAACGUAUCGAACAAUUAAACUAGUAUUCCGUCACAAAAACUAAUAGGAAACAUUUUUAUUUUAUAAUAUUUAUUCGUACCGGUAAAAAUAAAGUAUCUAUACAACUA